AUGUCAGUUAUCGUGACUACUAAAAUUCCUCAGAAUGCAGUGUUUUUCGCAGGUGAAAGAUUUCGUUGUGAGAUCACAUUCACAUGUCCUUACAGUUAUUCAGGAAGAGUUACAACAGAAGAUAAAACUCAUGCAGGAAAUAACGUUAAUUCACAAAUUUCCACCAAUCAUCCUUUCGCCAACCUCCCAACCUCCACCACCAAUUCUACCACUACUAAUGCGACUAUUGCUAAAACUUCAAAUACAAUAAAAUCUGAGACAAAAACAGUGAACAGCGAAGAAAAUUCCAACUCUGACACAAAUGAAAAUAACGACAAGGUCGCCACACCCUUGACGGAAUCAUUUCAUUUUGCAGAUGCAGAAAUAGAUGAAGAAGGUGGAUUGAUUAAUUUGCAUAAAGCGGACAUUAGUGAUACCAUUUCCAUUAGUGAUUAUGACACAACUGAAUCAACGCCAAGAAGCUCAGUUGAUUUUUACGGUAUUGGCUAUUCAGAUAGAGGUAGUGGUACUUGGAAUGGAUCACUAAUAGAUUAUAAAAAAUACAAUAUCAGCAGACAUUCCUCGAAUGGAUUUAGAUGCAGUUCAUCACCUUCCUUAACUCAAAAAUAUGAAACGUUACUGUGGGGUUUUGCUCAGAUUGUAGGACAAUUUACUGUAGAUGCUUCAUUGAUUAAAUCUAUCGAGUUUGAACCAUUGAAAACAAAAACAAUGUAUCGACCAGCUAGUGGAAAUGGAGCAGGUGGAGCAGUUGGUGGUGGAACAUUGGGAAUAUUUUCACCAAACUCGAUGAAUCAAUCGAGUUUGGCUGAUCUUCAAGAAAGAGCUGAUAGCAAAUCUAUUCCUGUAUUUUCAACACCACCUUCAAUACUAUUCUACACAUAUGAAUCAAGGCUACCAAAUGAUCUACCUCCUACACAUCGAGGCAAAGCAAUAAAAUUCUAUUAUAAUUUAAUAAUUGGAACUCAUCGGGGAUUAAUGAAUCAUCAAUCACACAUAGUGCAGCUACCGUUUAGAGUAUUUAAUUAUGUGUCUGAGGAUGGUUCGAGGCCUGUUUAUGAUCUGAUGAACCCUGUAGUUAUAUACAAAGAUGAAGCAGUGAUAACAUUUAAGGAGGAUAUGCCAAAGCCAAAAUUAGUUAAAAAAAGAGUUGCACAAUUAUGCCUUUUGAAAACAUCUUAUCGAUUAGGUGAUAUUGUCACUGGAAUUGUAAAUUUCAAUGGCGCUGUUAUACCAAGUUUUCAGGUAUCAAUUACUCUGGAAAAUAGUGAAAUAGUGGAAUCAUCUAUUGCUAAACGUCCACAAAAUCAGAUUUCACGUCAAACGCGUAAAGUACAUGGAGAACAUCAUGAGUUUUGUCUUAAUUCAGAGAGGAUCAGCUUUUCCAUUUCCAUCCCAACGCAUGCCACCCCCGAUUUUUCUACAACAGGAGUGAAACUUCAAUGGGGUAUAAGACUAGAAUUCAUUACUGGUCCGAAAGGUCAUGUUCCAUUGGUAACUUUAACUGCCGAUGAACGGCAUCAUUAUUAUCAAGCUGUUGAGGAUGUUAGGGUGGAAACCUUUGAUUGUUUUAUUCCAAUAAAAGUAUAUCCAACAUCUUAUGAAUCUGCACGGACGUUUCCUUCUCAUCACACAUUUCGCGUAACAUAG
Entrophospora sp. SA101 is the source of this 1647-nucleotide messenger RNA. NCBI's taxonomy places the organism in Eukaryota, Fungi, Glomeromycota, Glomeromycetes, Entrophosporales, Entrophosporaceae. The record is from the annotation of a GenBank genome assembly.